This is a messenger RNA of Eucalyptus grandis, 2948 nucleotides long. RefSeq names its product AT-hook motif nuclear-localized protein 16. Gene Ontology annotation, cellular component: nucleus. Gene Ontology annotation, biological process: vegetative to reproductive phase transition of meristem. The record is from RefSeq and is a predicted model, not a curated record. The coding region runs from base 2047 to 2796 and encodes 249 amino acids. The transcript has a single exon. Gene Ontology annotation, molecular function: minor groove of adenine-thymine-rich DNA binding; DNA-binding transcription factor activity. NCBI's taxonomy places the organism in Eukaryota, Viridiplantae, Streptophyta, Magnoliopsida, Myrtales, Myrtaceae.
AUGUGGUGUUCUAGGACUGCUGACUUGUGCCUUCUCAACUCUACACAUAGUUUGCGUCGCCUCUAAUAUAAAUUUGAAUAGCGACAUGUGGUAGUCCCUUUGAGAUUUUGGAUCACAUGGACUUUGUGUCCUUAAACACCCAACUCGCGGAUAGUGGGAGGAACCCUUAAACAGGAUGGCCAUGUUCCUAUUUGCCAGGUGUCAACAUGAUCAUCAUGUAAGGCACAUUAGCGAGAUCUAUAGCAAAGUCGACGUCUUUGAUCUGUCCCUACUUGCCUGAGAGACUCGCAUUGACCAAAUUAUAGGAGCGGGAUUGUCCUAUGAGAUGAUAGAUGCGGAUUCUUACCUUAGAAAUUGAAAUGAAAAAAAGAAAAAAGAAAAAAAAGGAUGCAUGUCCAGUUUUCUGGUCUCGCGGGCUUUACUUCUAACGUGCACUUUGAUGUGCAAGCAUCUCAGAUACCAUGAUAAGAUGUCAUCGCAAAUCCUGCAUUCUUUCAAGCUACGCAUAUGAAGUUAAAACGGGGGUUAGACUCGAACAGUCAGCCCAGGUAGCAGAAUAGAACCCGAAAAUGCCUUAAGUCACAGAAUGUAGAAUGAUAGAUGGCAGCAAAUAUUACUACUCUUUUCUGUACUGUGGCGCAACUAAACAGAAGGCUCUCUAUCGGUCGUUAUUCACCGGAAAAGAUCUUAGCCUGCCUCGCCCAGUGCAUAUGACCCCAACUCACGUGUGCCAUUGGAUGAGGUGAGACCCACUUGAUGCAAGAUGAUAGUAUGUGUGACGCAUAUUGAUAAUUCCACGAUACAUAAUACAUGCUGUCAACUAAUUGUCUGAUUAGGAGGUGUCUGGAAUAAGCGUACCUUGUUGUCAGAAUUUCUACAACUGUGGAAGGUUUUACCUGGGUACAGAACCUAGCAGCUAUCCUUCUUCUUAACAGAAAGCAGAUGGAGGCCCAUUUUUUUUUUUUUUUGCUGUCUCAUUAAACUCUCAUUUUCAACGAACUUCAUUCUAAUCUAAACAACAAAAUCAAGCACCAUAACAAUACCCUGAUGAAGAUGGGGAUACAUUUUCACCUGAAAGCCGAUGAACCCAAGAUAUAUAGACAUGCACAGGUACACCGGAAGGUUUACCCAAGUCCGUGACCUCAGCUCUCCUCAUCAUUCUGGAAACUUUUUGAAAGCAUUUCUGUAGAAAGAAAAACUUGCUGAAGGCACUGCGUAUAUUUCCUAUAAAGGAAAGGAUCAGGUUAGGUGUUAAAUGUAAAAUGCAUUUGCAAGUUAAUACUUGUCAUUUGGCGUGUGAAUUAACCAAAUUGAAGCUUUCAUUUUCUAAACAGCAUUGUUUGAUUGACUUAUGCAUUCGAAGCAAGAGAUAUACGAAGGAGAGCAUGCACCAGUGAUAAGGUGCAGAUCUGUGCUCUCUUACUUUGUCACAACAGCAAUGAAAAAACGGACGACAGAUUGUCCGCAACCUCAAUCUGCACUGCCCACCAAAAGAACUCGGAAGAUGACCCAUACAGAAACAACUCGACGUUUAUCUCUAGUCAUCUGCCAAAAAAAAAAAACUCCCACACAUUUAGGAAGGAGAUUGCACAGGUAAGCGCCCCAGAGGAUACCCAGAAAUAAUUAUCUGAAGGCAAGGCUGUAAUACCUGAGCAAGUUCAUGCACCCUAGUCUGCAUUAUAUGAACUUAGAAAAGUUUUGAACGAGCUACCCUAAGGGAAAGCUUUAUUUAAUAGCUUUCCUAGAGUGUGCUUGUCAAUCGAAAAUGCUGCAUAAGAUAGUGAAUUCUGUCCACAAGGCAAUUCACAUGAAUUUAAAGUCAGUUGAGAGUAGAAGUGAACAGAGUAGUUUUAAAAUUCCCUUUUCUACGGAGUUUGGUAUUACUUAACCAUGUCCUAAUCAUCAAUCAUUCCUUCCUGUUGUUGGUGUUAAAUUAUUGCCCAAAAGCUGUCUACAUAUACUGCUCUGUGCCUUCCUACAGUGUUAAGUGAAUUCCACAAAUUCAUAAUCACCAAAUCCGAGUGGGAUAGGCGGUUUUGUGUGCAAAUGGCAGGCGGUGCAGAUUUAGCUGUCCUUCCUCUAUGCAACAAGGCUGUUGUUGACAGAAGCCAAGAACCCAGCAAGAACCACCAUAAGAACCUGGUUUCUUCUGCAGCAGAGGGAGCGACAAUUCGGCGGCCUCGGGGAAGGCCGGCUGGCUCCAAGAACAAGCCCAAGCCACCCAUCAUUGUGACAAGAGACAGUGCCAAUGCCCUUCGAGCUCACGCCAUGGAGGUGAGCUCAGGCUGCGAUGUGACUGAGAGCCUGACGAGCUUUGCCCGCAGGAAGCAGCGGGGGCUCUGCAUCCUCAGUGGCACAGGCUGCGUGACCAAUGUGACGAUCCGGCAGUCGGCGUCCUCUGGGGCUAUUGUGACCCUCCACGGCCGGUUUGAGAUCCUCUCGCUGCUUGGCUCGAUCCUGCCCCCACCGGCCCCGCCUGGGAUAAUGGGCCUGACAAUAUACCUCGCUGGGGCCCAGGGGCAGGUGGUUGGAGGGGGCGUGGUCGGCGGGCUGAUUGCCUCAGGCCCAGUCAUGAUCAUGGCCGCAUCAUUCAUGAAUGUGACGUUCGACCGACUGCCGCUGGACGACGAUGAAGUGUCUGUGGCAAUUCAGAAUCAGCACUACCAGAACGGUCGGCACCAGCACGCGGACAUAUCUGAUUUAUAUGGAAUGCCACAGAACCUGCUCAACAAUGCUGGGAGUCUCCAUACAGAAAUGUAUGCCUGGGGGAGCGCACGGGCCGUGCCGAAGACCUGAGCUUACUCAGGAGAAACUAAAGAAAAACGAUCCCCCAAUACAGAAAGAGAAGUUACUAUAAAGGGCCUUGUUAGUUUGGCUUUUGCUGAAGCAGCAUAAGCAUUGUAGCUUUGGUUACUGAUCAAAUACGGAAAUACUCAAUUGGUAUCACA